This is a messenger RNA of Myripristis murdjan (pinecone soldierfish), 4408 nucleotides long. RefSeq names its product integrin, alpha 6a (gene itga6a). The transcript is spliced from 25 exons. Gene Ontology annotation, molecular function: integrin binding. Lineage: Eukaryota; Metazoa; Chordata; Actinopteri; Holocentriformes; Holocentridae. The record is from RefSeq and is a predicted model, not a curated record. Gene Ontology annotation, biological process: cell-cell adhesion; leukocyte migration; cell-matrix adhesion. Gene Ontology annotation, cellular component: integrin complex; external side of plasma membrane. The coding region runs from base 72 to 3356 and encodes 1094 amino acids.
AGCAGAGAGGAGCAGCGGGGUCACUGUGGCACAACUUGGGACUACAGGGACUAGUUUUGGGCCGCACGGCGAUGCUGCUGCUAAGAAGACACUCGGCUGUUUAUGUAGCACUUUUAUUUUUGCUGGACUCAACCUUCACAUCUGCCUUCAACCUUGACACCAGUCAUGUUAUCAGGAAAGAGGGAGAGCCGGGGAGUCUGUUCGGCUUCUCCCUCGCCAUGCAUCGGCAGCUAAAACCAGAUAAAAGAAUGCUGUUGAUUGGUGCCCCCAGAGCCAGAGCUUUACACAACCAGAGAGCCAACAUCACAGGAGGCCUUUAUAAAUGUGAAAUCACUCAAUCCAAUAACUGUGAGCGCAUUGAAUUUGAUAAUGAAGAGGACAUUCGUAUCGAGAACAAGGAAAACCAGUGGAUGGGGGUGACGGUCCAGAGCCAGGGACCUGGAGGGAAGAUCGUGACCUGUGCUCAUCGCUACCAGAGGCGCUUGUUUGUGAACACGGCCCAGGAGUCCCGUGACAUUACGGGGCGAUGCUACGUUCUGAGUCAGGACCUGACCAUCGACACCUCCUCCGAUGAAGACGGGGGCAACUGGAAGUUCUGUGAGGGCAGAGCCAGGGGCCACGAGAGGUUCGGAUCCUGCCAGCAGGGUCUGGCUGCCACCUUUACCAAGGACUACCAUUACGUGGUGUUUGGAGCACCAGGAGCGUACAACUGGAGAGGCGUUGUACGUGCAGAGCAGAAGAACAACACUUUGCUGGAAAUGGGAUUUUAUGAUGACGGGCCUUAUGAAGUUGGAGAUGAGAACCUGCUGGACCCCGACCUCGUGCCUGUGCCUGCCAACAGCUACCUGGGAUUUUCCCUCGAUUCGGGACACAGCAUCACCAAGAGCCGUGGCUUAACAAUUGUGGCUGGAGCGCCCAGAUCCAAUCACAGUGGAGCCGUGGUGCUGUUGAAGAAGGAAAGCGAAACCUCCACUCGACUCUCCCCUGAGUACGUUCUGCAGGGGCCGGGACUCGCCUCUUCCUUCGGAUAUGAUGUGGCUGUAGUUGACCUGAAUGGUGAUGGAUGGCAAGACAUCGUUGUUGGAGCUCCUCAGUUCUUCAUGAAGGACGGGGACGUCGGAGGGGCUGUUUAUGUCUAUAUCAACCAGGCGGGCAGGUGGGACAAGGUCACUCCUGUCCGUCUGAACGGAACCAAAGACUCGAUGUUCGGACUGGCGGUGGAGAACAUCGGAGACACAAAUCGGGACUCUUACGAAGAUAUUGCCGUGGGAGCUCCCUAUGAUGACGGCGGGGCGGGAAAAGUCUACAUUUAUCAUGGCUCGGCGCAAGGGAUCAACACCAAGCCUGCACAGAUCCUUUCAGGAAGACAAAACAACAUAAGAUUAUUUGGAUACUCUCUGGCAGGAAACAUGGACUUGGAUAGUAACUCUUACCCAGAUCUGGCUAUAGGCUCUCUCUCAGACACAGCUUUCAUUUACAGAGCACGGCCAGUCAUUAGCAUCAAAAAAGAUGUCAAAAUAACUCCGAGGGAAAUUGACCUUACAAAGAAAACCUGUGGAAACAGCAUUUGUUUCACUGUGGAGGCAUGCUUCACCUACAAAGCAAACCCUGCGUCUUACAGUCCAAAAUUAACUAUCAGCUUUUCUCUUGAGGCAGAGAAGGAGCGAAGGAAACAAGGGCUGCUGUCCAGAGUGAUGUUCCUGAACAAGUCCCGCAGUGACAAAGACUAUGAGUUUUCUGGCACGCUGGACCUCCGUGGCCAGAACAAGAAAGCAUGCAUCAAGACCAAAGUGAAGCUGAAGGACAACAUUAAGGACAAACUGCGCAGCAUUCCCAUCGAGGUGUCCGUGGGAAUUGUGGGUACCAAACGCCAGAAGAGACAGAAUGCUCUUCCUCAGCUUGUGCCCAUAUUGGACUCCUCGCAAGCCAGUAAAGUUGUCACUGAGGUCAACUUCUUAAAAGAGGGAUGUGGAAGUGACAAUAUAUGCCAGAGUAACCUGCAGUUGCAGUACAAAUUGUGCUACAAAGAAAACAACCAAGAUGUCUUCCCCCCACUACCCAUUGAGAACGGCGUGCCUGUGUUUUCUUUGAAUGACCAGAAGAAGGACCUGGCUCUGCAGGUGACGGUGAAGAACAAGAACGGAGACGACGCCCAUGAGGCCAAACUAGUGGGGACGUUUCCAGACACUCUCUCCUAUUCUGGAUUCCGCUCACAUAAAACAACGAAGGAAAAACGAAUCAUCUGCAUUGCCAAUCAGAACGGCUCUCAAGCAGACUGUGAGCUGGGGAAUCCGUUCAAGAGGGACUCAGAGGCUACAUUCUACAUCAUCUUGAGCACGGUGGGCAUACCCCUCGACACCACAGAGAUCGACAUUGACCUUCAGCUGCAAACGACCAGUGUCCAAGAGCAGAUUGCCACUGUGAAAGCAAAGGCUAAAGUGGUCAUUGAACUGUCUCUGUCAGUCACAGGGGUAGCAAGACCUUCGCAGGUUUAUUUUGGAGGCACUGUGAAAGGAGAGAGCGCCAUAAAGACAGAGGAUGAGAUUGGCAGUUUGAUUAAUUAUGAAUUCAGGAUAAACAACUUGGGGAAGCCGUUGAAGUCCUUUGGCACAGCCUCACUGAACAUUCAGUGGCCCAAAGAGAAUGUGGACGGGAAGUGGCUCCUGUACCUGGUGAAGAUCACCACCACGGGCCUGGAGGACGUCCCCUGCUCCCCUGAAACUGAGAUCAACUCUCUCAAACACAUUCAGGAGUCCUCUGUGAUCAGGACAAAACGAGAAACCGGAGAGAGGAAAACAUCUGGUACCAGGAUUUCUUCACUACUAGAGCAAAGAAAACGUAAAGUUUUGAUGUGCGGGAACGGGUAUGAUGCCAGAUGUGUGGUGAUCAAGUGCCCCCUACAGGAUUUAGACAGUACAGCAGUGAUUGCUCUCAGAUCCCGUCUGUGGAACUCAACCUUCCUUGAGAAUUAUGCUUCUUACAACUACCUUGAUAUAAUUGUGAAGGCAUCGCUCAGGCUUGACACUCCUGCUAAAAAUAUGAUUCUGAAAAACGCUGAGACUCAGGUGAGAGUGACGGUGUUCCCGGAGAAGACCGUCGCGCAGUACGGCGGCGUUCCCUGGUGGAUCAUACUGGUUGCUGUUCUUGCUGGCAUCUUGAUGUUGGCCCUGCUGGUGUUUCUGCUCUGGAAGUGUGGAUUCUUCAGGCGCUCCAAGCGUGAUGAGUGUGUUCCUCGCUACCACGCCGUACAGAUAAGAAAGGAAACUCCACAGCACAAAGAUGGAAAAGUCAAGCUCGACCCUUUUGAAAAAAAGCAAUGGAUCACAACUUGGAGUGAGAAUGAGAGCUACUCGUGAAACAUUUCACUGCUGAAAUGAUUUGUAGACAGGGAUCACUGUAAAUGUUGCCAAGUUGCAAAUCCACUGAUUUUUUUUUAAUGUUCAUUUAGUGAACAUGAUGCUCAGUAUUUUUUUUUUUGUUGUUUUUUUGUAGAUAAUCACUGUGCUUACUUUGAAUUAGUCUGAUCAAAAUUAUGUCUUUGAAUUUGGCAAUGUAUAGAGACAAAAUGUUGUAACUUUUGUAUAUAUUUAAAUACGGAAGCACACUGUAUAUUUAUUUUUUGUUAAAACCGAUUUCAUUUAGCCAAAGAGUUUUUUUCUGUCUUAAGGCUGCUUUUGACUGGAACAAUAACGGGCAAAGUUUACUACUGUCUUUCAGGAGUUGCAUGGUCCUUAAUAAGAAGUAGCUACAGGUUGUAAGAGCCUCAGACUCUCUCCUUACACGUGACAAAAUGGUGUACAAAUUAUUUAAAUAGUUGCAUGGCACAGCAUUCAGUUUCUUCCACAAGUCUAUGCAAAGAAGGUCCACCAAACUCCUUGCUGAUAUUUGUAUUGACUAAGAUAGUCUGUUCAGCAGCCUGUAAUAUGAAUGUAAAGCAAUCUAUUUUUUGAUGUUGGUGUUUGAUGUUAACCUUUACAUAUUUUUGUUUGGGAGUACCGAAACAAAAACCUCAAAGGAAACAAAAGUCAGGCUAUUUCACUUGUUUGUUGGAUGAUGCUUUGGUACAUAAUUACUUCACAAUAAUGAAACGUAGAUGGGACCUGACCUUCUGUAUGUAACUGGAAACAAACAUGUGGUCUAACUCUUACUCCGCAUGGAAAAAAGGAUACAUUCUUCACCUCUUCAUCCCAUUAUGGCAUUCAGGUAGCAUCCACUGUGUGUAGUUACUGAAGUAAGAAUGACUUGUGUUUGUCUUUCUACUUAAUAAAUCCAAAGGGAAGAUAGAGAAAAGCAACUGAAACGUAUGGCUGACUUGAAAAUUAUGAUUCAAAAUGAUUAUUUCGUGUUUGAGAUGUUGGAGGAAAUAAAAUUGCCUACAAAAAAUUAAAGCACAUUUGGGGAAAUUCUU